Drosophila bipectinata is the source of this 2231-nucleotide messenger RNA. It is a transcript of the gene Ns2, whose product is annotated as nucleostemin 2. Lineage: Eukaryota; Metazoa; Arthropoda; Insecta; Diptera; Drosophilidae. Gene Ontology annotation, cellular component: nucleolus. Gene Ontology annotation, molecular function: GTP binding. The record is from RefSeq and is a predicted model, not a curated record.
UGUUUCUUUUGUUUUCUUCUGUUUCAGCCAAACACGUGUGUUUUGGUUUGAGGGGACCGAGGAAAUAUAUUUUAGUUUUCUUUUGGAGGAUCAAAGCACGCUAAAUCACCAUGCCGAAGGUUCGCAGCACCCCGGGCAAGCCCCGAACCCAGGGAUUUAACCACUCAAAUCACUCGAUGAAUCCGGAGAGACCCAAGAGUGGGCUGAAAGGGGUAGCCCACCCCCGCACUAAGGGAACUAUUAAGCGGCUGCAAAUGUACCGCAAUUUCAAGGCCAAGCGCGAUCGAACAGGCAAGAUCCUUACUCCUGCUCCUUUCCAGGGUCGCCUGCCAGCGGGCACCAUGGCCAGGGUGGAGCCAACUCCCAAGUGGUUCAGCAACUCGCGUGUCAUAUCACAAACAGCGCUGCAAAAGUUUCAGGAUGAGAUCGGCAAGGCUGUCAAGGAUCCCUACCAGGUUAUUAUGAAACCUUCCCAGUUGCCAGUCACUCUUCUCAAUGAGGCGGCCAAAUACAAAAGGGUGCAUUUGCUCGACACUGAAAGCUUCGAUAGUACCUUCGGUCCCAAGAAGCAACGCAAACGGGUGAGCCUGAAGGUUAGAGAUCUGGAGGAUCUGAGCAAAGCAGCCGAUGAACAGGCCGAUAAAUACGAUAGCACUAAGGAUGUGGACCUGAUCCGCGAGGAUACCGGAGAGAAGAAAGCUGUUAGGGAUUGGGUCUUUGGUGCUGGCCAAAGUAAACGUAUCUGGAAUGAGCUGCAUAAGGUGGUCGAUGCAUCUGAUGUGUUGCUUCAGGUCCUGGAUGCCCGCGAUCCCAUGGGCACCCGUUCAAAAUAUAUCGAGGAGUUCCUCCGAAAAGAAAAGCCCCACAAGCACCUUUUCUUUAUCCUGAACAAGGUGGAUUUGGUUCCCGUCUGGGUUACCCAGCGUUGGGUGGCCAUCCUAAGCGCGGAAUAUCCGACGAUUGCCUUUCAUGCCUCCUUGCAGCAUCCCUUUGGAAAAGGUGCUCUCAUAAAUCUGUUUCGGCAGCUUGGAAAGCUGCAUUUGGACAAAAAGCAGAUUAGCGUGGGCUUCAUUGGCUACCCAAAUGUUGGAAAGUCUUCGGUUAUCAACGCCCUGCGCUCCAAAAAGGUGUGCAAUGUGGCUCCGAUUGCGGGUGAAACUAAAGUGUGGCAGUACAUUACGCUCAUGAAGCGUAUCUUCCUGAUUGAUUGUCCGGGCGUGGUGUAUCCCUCGGCUGAGACGGAUACUGAGAAAGUCCUUAAGGGUGUGGUGCGUGUGGAGCUGGUGACAAAUCCCGAGGACUAUGUGGAAACUGUCUUGCAGCGGGUGCGCCCCGAAUACAUCGCCAAAAACUAUAAAAUCGAUCAAUGGAACACGUCAACCCACUUCUUGGAACAGCUAGCCCAGAAAACGGGCAAGUUGCUUAAAGGAGGUGAGCCAGACGUCACGGUUACCGCUCGCAUGGUACUCAACGAUUGGCAGAGGGGUAAAUUACCGUUUUACGUGCCCCCAGAGGGAUUUGCAAUUCCCAAGUCCCAGGAGGGUAAGAAAGAAGAAGAAGAUGCCUCCGAAGAUCCAAACGCGGACGCCAAAUCCGAGGCACCUACGUUUGUUAGUGAGUCUGUAAAGAAGGCUCGCGAGUUCAAGCAAAUCCAGGACUUCCGAAAGAUCCGGGUUGGCUUGGAGUACGAGCAAAAGGAUGUACGUGAGCUCGAUCACAUUGACCUGGAGCUUCUCGAGCAGCAAAAGGCCGAGAGAGCAGCUCGCAAGAAGGCUCGUGCGCACAAUCUCGGCGACGCGGAGGAAGACUCAAGCGAUGGGGCCAGCGACUUUUACUCCGAGGAUGAGUACAACGAAGAUCUGCAGCGUGUGGUUCACAAGAAAGCCAAGGCAAAGAAGACACAGCAGCUUGCCAUCACGUCGUCUGGUAAAUUCCGUGUGGCUAAGGUACAACCAGGCGAUUCUGACGAUGCGGCGGGUAGCUCCGAUGACGAUGGCCCUAGCAGUGCCAAGGCUCCCCGACUGACUGCCAAACAGAAGCGCGCCCUGGAGCGCAGCCAGAAGCGCAAGAAAAUUGGAAGUAAUUUCUACGAGACGACCAACGUGAAAAAUAGGAAUCGAAACAAAAAAAAGGAUGCGUAACUUGAUAAGUUUACGUUCUAGGCUAUAUUUUCUGUUUUUUCAAAGGAAAGAGACUUCGUAUUAAGAUUCCCAUAAAAAUGUUUUAUCCUA